UGUUUCGCACCCUGAUUUCAUCGAAACAAGAUGAUAUCAUUCAUUGGCUUACUGUUUGUAGGACUGGUAGCAGGUGGACCUGUCCACAUGCCUAGUGGCCCACCACUUCCACCUGCAGGGCCACCAACUUACAAUGGAAGAGGAGAGGUGCCAUUCAUAAGUUUGCCAUCUGUGCCCAAGAAUGGAACGGUUGAAAAAGAACUUGAUUUGAUCCUCACCGAGGAGCAACAUGAAAUGCUCUUUGACACUGAGGCCAACGGCAGAACCAAGAGGAAGGCCUGGAAGGGAGAGAAGUUCAGGUGGACCAACAAUGUUGUACCCUACUCCUUCAAUGGAAAUGACUAUACCGAACACCAGAAGAAGGAGAUCCGGGAGGCCAUGGACGUGUACGAGGCUGACACCUGUCUCAAGUUUAGACCAGCUACCUCAUCGGAUGUCAACAAAGUGCUCUUCAGACAGGGACAAGGAUGUAAUUCUCAACUUGGUAUGGUCGGUGGAUCACAAGACCUGAAUUUGGAUCAAAAUGGUUGCAGAUGGAAAGGUCUGUACUGGCACGAGAUCGGUCACGCCAUUGGCCUGGUCCAUGAGCAUCAACUACCGGAGAGAGACCAAUAUAUCAAGAUUAACUGGAACAAUGUCAACGCAGCCUUUUAUAGCGCCUUCAGCAAAUACAAGACUUCCGAGCUCGAUCGAUUUGGCAUCGGAUAUGAUUACUCAUCGGUUAUGCAUUAUGAAAUAAAGGCUUUCAGCCAAACUGGCGGACAGACGAUCGUACCACGUAACAAGGCUAAGGAGCCAUGGAUUGGUGAUGUGUGGAUCUCUCAGAUGUCAUUCACCGAUGUAAUGAUCGUCAAUAGGAUGUACAAAUGCGCAGAAAAAUGUCCUAAGAUUUCCUGUGAAGGUGGUUUUGUCAACAAGGAAUGCAAAUGUGUUACACCUAAAUCUUACUUUGAUUCCCACUGUAUCAAUGAACACAACGACGAAGAGGAAUGCUACGAGCGAGCCCAUAAGGGAGACUGCGACAUGCGUUAUGAUUUCAUGAACUUCAAGUGCAGGAAAGCCUGUGAUCGAUGUGCCAUGUAUGGCAUGGAAGAUCGCAUCAAGGGUCAACCAGGCGAGUGCUACAACCAGUAUUUCGACGACGCCAGGUGCGAUGCCUGGGCUGCCGCUGGCGACUGUGACAAGUAUCCAUCAUGGAUGAAGAGGCAGUGCAAGAAGUCUUGCGGAACUUGUAACAGUGAGUGGGGACAGUGCAAGAACUUGGAAUUCGACCAUUCGUGCGAUGCAUUCAAGAAACGUGGUGAAUGCGAUGCUAAUCCUGAAUGGAUGAAGAACAAAUGCCCGGACUCAUGCGGAACAUGCGGCUACAUCACCAGAGGCAAGUGCGAGAACACUCACAAGAAUGAGGAUGAAUGCUUUAAAUGGUCUCGCGAGGGCCAGUGUAAUGAUGACGAUCUGACAAGGGCUUUCUGGAUGAGGGAGAACUGCCAGGCGUCAUGUAACUCCUGCGACUUUAACCAGGGGAAAUGCGAAAACGAGUUGGAUGACUUCGAGUGCUCGAAGCUUGCAUUUGAUGGAGGCUGCUCCACCGACGCAAGGAAAGUCAGGAAGGAAUGCAAGAAGGCCUGCAACAGCUGUGAUUAUGGAGUCAGAGGACCCUGCAAGAAUCUGCUUGGGGAUGACGGUGCAUGCAAUUCUUGGGCGGACGGCGGAAGCUGUGACUUCAAUCUUGGUUGGUACCUGAUGUUCUGUGCCAGUUCUUGUAACAAGUGCGGUGCCCCUGAAGACCUCCAAGCAAAUUGCCGUGACUUGUUGGAAGAGGACAAAUGUCGACGAUGGGUUGAGAGUGGUGAAUGCGACGCCAAUGCUGGCUUCACGAGGUACAACUGUGCCAAGUCCUGUAGGUCAUGCCACCUCCUUACGACAGAGAAAAUCUGUGCUGACGUUUCUGGCGAGUACAUGUGCAAAUUCUGGUAUGACAAAGGCGAAUGUGAGAAUAAUCCUAGCUGGAUGAAGACCAACUGCAGGUUGACUUGUGGAAAGUGUGAAGCAGGCGAGAGAAUUGUUAAAGACCCAGGAUGGCCAAAAUGUGAAAACAUGAAUCCUGACGAAUCGUGUGACGAUUGGGCAAAGCGUGGAGAAUGUUCCGCCAAUGCUGUCUGGAUGAAUCGUCACUGCGGCAAAGCGUGCGAUGCGGAGUGCGGUGGGGUUGGAAAUACAGGCGGUGGAUCCGGCGGCACUACCGCCCCUGCAGUCAAAUGCACCGAUAAUCAUGAGGACUGUAAGGUGUGGGCAGAAACAGGACAAUGUGAGGCCAACCCAGGAUACAUGUUGAGCAACUGCUACAAAUAUUGCAAGUUAUCAGAAUGUGGCGGAAACACCGGUACACAAACCAAAUGCACCGAUGACCAUAAGGACUGUAAGAUGUGGGCAGCAACAGGCCAGUGCAAACCGGGCAAUGAUUACAUGUGGAAACACUGUUCCAAGUACUGCAAGCCGGAAGAAUGUGGCGGAAGACCUGGUGGAACCACUGGUACACAAGCUAAAUGCACAGAUAAUCAUAAAGACUGUAAGAUGUGGGCAGAAACAGGCCAGUGCAAACCGGGCAAUGAAUACAUGUGGAUAAAUUGUUCCAAAUACUGCAAGCCGGAUGAAUGUUAGAAUGGCAAUAACGGUGGCAGUGGCUCCAAUAAGCAAGAGGAUUGACGACUGCCUGAAUUAUAGUAUCCCAAGUCGGCUGCCAUCAAUACAAUAAUACACCCAUUGAACUGGAGUUUAGUUUAAUAAAACAGCUUUUUGCCAAAUCAAA
Molecule: messenger RNA, 2809 nt
Organism: Lineus longissimus
Lineage: Eukaryota; Metazoa; Nemertea; Pilidiophora; Heteronemertea; Lineidae
Product: cell death abnormality protein 1-like
Exons: 23
Coding region: 31-2661 (876 amino acids)
Biological process (GO): proteolysis
Molecular function (GO): metalloendopeptidase activity; zinc ion binding
Source: RefSeq, a predicted model, not a curated record